Messenger RNA from Aspergillus wentii DTO 134E9, 372 nucleotides. RefSeq lists its product as uncharacterized. Lineage: Eukaryota; Fungi; Ascomycota; Eurotiomycetes; Eurotiales; Aspergillaceae. The transcript is spliced from 2 exons. The record is from RefSeq and is a predicted model, not a curated record. Bases 1 to 372 code for a protein of 123 amino acids.
AUGGCCGUGACUAAUAGCAUGCGGCUUCGGGAGGCUUUUCGGAUACAAAAAGGACUUCAUCAACCUCAAACCAUGAAGGAUGGCCCUUUCCGGGCCGCCGUCCCCAUAACGUGUGGGUAUUUGAUUGACCCUGUUACCAAUACAGCACACCAUGACUUCCGUGCCCAUGCUCAAACAGGGGAUGAGGGCUACGCUUGCACCAUUCAUUUUAAAGAUACCCUGAAACUGGACGACAAGGCCAAAAAGGUACUGGAAUGGGUAUCUGAUGCGGAGUCAACCAAAUAUGACGAUCAUGAAUGGUUCAUUACACCGGUUUUUGAGACCAGUGAUCCACACGCCAAAUGGUUGGAAGAGUUCUUGUUAAUUGGAUAG